AUGCCUCGAAAGUACGAACCUACCCUCGAGGAGCUCGUCAACCGAUCCGAUCCAGAAGACGAUGACUACGACGACAGAGAACAGCGAUCGCGCAGGCCGGCCAAAAAAUCGAAGAGCAAGUCAAAGAAGCAAGCGUCUAGGAAGCGCAAGCGAGAUUCGGAUGAUGAUAUAGAUGAGGAUACAGAGCUUUCGGAGGAAGAGGACGACCUGUCAGAUGACUUUGAGGAUGAGAUCGAAGACCCAAAUGCAGAGAGAAAUGCGCGUGGCUCCGUGAGGAGGCGGGUCGCUACGAAGAAAGUAUCCUACGCAGAGUCAUCUCCUGAUGAAGACGACAUUGACGAGCUCCUGGAGGACAAGGAAGAGGAGAAAGACCCAGAGGAGGAUCUGCAGGAGAAGAAAGGGAAGAAGCGCAAGUUAAUUGUCAAGUUCCCAUUGCCAACACAGUCCACGACUGCAGAACCCGCUCCCUCUGGCCGUGCAACACGCUCCCGCGGUCGUAGCGCGAGUGUCCAACGACAAGAUCCAAUAAGCGUAGGCACUCGACAGUCUACUCGGCGAAGCAGUCGCCUUGCACACGACGACAGGGAAGAUAUCGUGGCUCUCUCUGGCUCAGGUCGACAUGUCGAAACCAUCCGCCCGGGUACUCGCAGCCCAGAGCCUGUUAAAUCCCUUCCCACACGCCAGGGUCAACAGCUAUCUCACGUUGAGGAAGAAGAUGGUGAUGGAGAUGAAUCAAAAAUACCCAAGGAUGAGGAGGACGAGUCCCAUCUAGAUCGUGUGGGUGCAUCUCAGGUCGAGAUCAUGGAAAGUGAUCCUCAAGGAGGUUUCGAUGAGGAUGCACCGGCUGUUGCAGCUUCUGACAACGCCCAUCCGCCCGCAGACGAAGAUGCAGACGGAGGUGAGCCAGACGUUGAAAUGGGUGAGGACGGGAUUGUCCCUGAGUCUCAACACGAUCGCGUCGAGCAGGACGAGGAAGACGACGAGGACGAUGAAGGACCGGUGUCACGAACAAGAUCUCGACGAAACAGAAUACAACAGGAGCCGGCAGAGGAAGAAGAGGCACAGGCUGAAAAGGAAGGAAGCCAGCCAGUUCGCCGAUCCACUAGACGAACCGCUGGAAAAAGAUCCCAACCACCAGGAGAUGACGGUAGUGACUUUGAGCCGAACGAAGAAAGUCAUGAAGAAGAAGAACUUUCCGACUCCGCUGCAUCCUUGGCCUCUCCGCAAAAGGACGACAGCGGCAACGAGCCUCGUACCCGUCGUAGUAAUCGGCAGCGUUAUUCUCAUUCCCGUGCCGAGUCUGAAGCCCGUGAAAUUGAAGAGGAACUGGCAGAGUUGAAAUCAACACGGCCUCGACGGAAGAAACCCGAUAUUGUGUACGAAGACAAACCACGACGAACUAGAAAGUCUGUCGACUACCGGCUCAUCCGUCCAGAACUACUACUCCCAUUAGAAGAAAGUGAAGUUGAACCGGCUGGAUCUCCGUCACGCCGUGGUGGACGUGCUGGGGGAAGCACAUGGCAGCGAACCCUGUUCUCUACUUAUGGGCCCUUUGGCGGUGCUGGGCCAACACCUCUACUUGGGGGCCCUGCAGGCAUGGGCGCCAAUGGAGGCGUAGACAGUGAUAGCUCAGAUGACGAACUUGCUGCUCGUUCCAAGGGCCCCGGUGGCGCUCCUAGCGGAAUGACCGCGGCCUCCCUUGCUCCCAGUCUCGGCCUAGGCAUGACAGGCCAGCUGCACCCUGAUCCAGCGCAAGGCGCUCCCGGAGUGCCUGCUAACUACGGGAAAAUCAAAGACAAGCAAGCUCUAGCCGAUGCAGAUCCUCUGGGAGUUAACCCGAACGUUAAUUUUGACAGCGUGGGUGGUUUACAGGGUCAUAUAGAUCAGUUGAAGGAGAUGGUUUCUCUACCCUUGCUUUAUCCAGAGGUCUUCCAGAGUCUAAACAUCAUUCCACCUCGAGGAGUUUUGUUCCAUGGACCCCCGGGAACCGGUAAAACGCUUCUGGCGCGUGCAUUGGCUACCAGUGUCAGCACUGAUGGACGUAAGGUGACAUUCUACAUGCGAAAAGGAGCUGACGCCCUGAGCAAAUGGGUUGGUGAAGCCGAGAAGCAGCUCAGGUUGCUCUUCGAGGAGGCCAGAAGAACACAGCCAAGUAUCAUCUUUUUUGAUGAAAUUGAUGGUCUCGCUCCUGUCCGAUCCAGCAAGCAAGAACAAAUUCAUUCCUCUAUCGUGUCUACCCUCCUUGCUUUGAUGGAUGGCAUGGAUGGUCGAGGUCAAGUUAUUGUUAUUGGCGCCACUAAUCGGCCAGACUCUGUCGAUCCCGCUCUCCGCCGCCCAGGCAGAUUUGAUAGGGAAUUCUACUUCCCGCUUCCUAAUGUUGAAGCCCGUCGAGCUAUUAUUGACAUCAACACCAGAGGCUGGGAGCCUGCGCUUUCAGACGAAUUCAAAGACAAGCUAGCUGCUUCAACCAAGGGAUAUGGUGGUGCCGAUCUACGAGCAUUAUGCACAGAGGCGGCUCUGAAUGCUGUACAACGGGUUUAUCCUCAGAUAUACCAAUCCAAGGAUAAGCUAUUGAUUGAUCCUAAAAAGAUCAAGGUGUCUUUCAAGGACUUCAUGAUCUCACUCAACAAAAUUGUUCCCUCUUCUGAGAGAUCUGCCUCCUCUGGUGCAUCUCCUCUUCACAGUACAGUUGAGCCACUGCUACGAGAACCCCUGCGCGAAAUCCAAGAACGCAUCUCCAAACUUGUCCCUAGGAGGAAAGCACUUACUGCCCUGGAAGAAGCACAGUUUGAGCAACCUAAUGACGACAUUGGAUUCAAACGCGAGAAGUUACAAGAAGAGUUCGAUCGAUCGCGGGUGUUCAGACCCAGGCUACUUAUCCGCGGAGAGUACGGAAUGGGACAACAGUACAUCACAUCUGCCCUACUGAACCACUUCGAGGGCAUCCAUGUCCAGUCCUUCGACCUUCCGACUCUAUUGAGUGAUUCAACCAGGUCACCAGAGGCGGUUGUGGUACAACUCUUUGCCGAAGUCAAGCGUAACAAACCCAGUGUUAUUUGCAUUCCGAACAUCCGGUCAUGGUACGAAACACUUGGAAACGCUGUGAUAUCCACCUUUAUGGGCUUGCUGCGUUCAAUUCCCCCGACAGACCCUGUGCUAUUACUGGGUAUCCUGGAAGGGGAAGCUGAAUAUGAGGCAAACUCCGAUAUUGUACGCAGCCUAUUUGGAUUCUCUAAGAAAAACCAAUAUUUCCUUAGUUAUCCGGAGCUGUCUCAACGCCGGGAAUUCUUCCAGCCCAUUAUUGACUUCAUACGCACAUCACCAGCCGAUUUUCCUGACCCAGAUAACCGGAAAAAGCGAGUGAUUGAGCAGCUUGAACUUGCUCCUCCAGCUCCUCCAAAGCCACCACCAGCCCCGACAAAAGAGGAACUAAAGGCACAAAAACGAAAAGACCGACAGACACUUAAUCUCAUGAAGAUUAGAAUACAGCCUAUCAUGGACCAGAUUCGGAAAUAUAAGCGAUUCAGAACGGGUGUUGUUGACGAGUCCCAAAUACGAUAUCUUUAUGACGACGAUGAUCCGAAUGUUGUCACGUCCGACCUACCUCCACAGCAACGGAGCGCGUUUAGGCCUUAUGAGAAGGACACAGACAAGGCUGGCGUCCCUGGUCUGCGGGAAGUUGCAUCGGGCAAAUUCUAUUACAACUUAGAUAUCGUGACCAUCGAGAAGCGAUUAUCCAACGGAUAUUACAAACGCCCAAAGGACUUUUUAGCUGACAUCAAAAGAUUGGCUAAGGAUGCAAAGCAACUUGGUGACCCUGAUAGACAGUUGAAAGCGAAUGAACUAUUGGCAAACGUUGAAGUUGACAUCGGUGCGAUUGACAAUACUGACCCGGCACUAGUGGCCGAGUGUGAGGUGGUAUACACACGAGAGUUAGAACGUGAGAAGGCUGCGCUGGAGAAGAUAAAGCAGCCAGUAGCCGAUGCCGAUGGCACAAUGAAGCCUCCAGCUGGCCCACCACCACAAAUGAACAUAGCACAUGGAAGCAUUGAACUGUCCAAUGUAUCAUCAGCCGGCCCCGUGGUACUAGGCGAGUUAUUCAACAGUCCGUGCCCGGCACCUGGUAGCAAAUCUGGCCCUGGUUAUCCAUCUUUGACAAAUGGACAUACUCCAGGUUUCCAUCCUCAUGGUGGUGUUGACGGCGUUCGACCUCCAACCAGUAACGGACCUCUGCAUAAGCCAGAAGGUGAUGGUGAUGUUCAGAUGUCCAAUUCGGAUCACACCUCAGGCACACACCAGAACAAUACUCAAAACAGCUCGUUUGGCCCAUCUGCACAGCCUAGGCCACUGCACUCAUACACUGCGCCUUCGCAGUUUAUGAGACACCAGUCCGGUCUGUCUACAUUGUCACAAAAGGGCAAUAUCACACCGAUGGCCCCUGGAUCACAACCUGGUGACUAUGUUAACGAUGCCUCGACGACCCAAACAACGUCUGACAAAAAGAAUUCUGGUCCCACUGAUGUCAUGCAUACAAAUCCCCAUGCUUCCUUGAUAGGAUCGGCCAUGCAUGAUGCGCCAGAUCUUACGCUAUAUCCCGAUCGUGCUUCAGGCGAUGAGCACCUCCCAGAGACUCAGCAAGGGGAUAGUUCCUGGGUUUCCUCUCAAAUGACACCUCUCCGUGGCGUUGCUGAAUUCCUUCACUCACAGUCCACAUCCAAUGCGAAUGGUAGCCAAUCACAACCGCGUCAUUCCCAAGCGUCUCAACCACAUCCUGUUGGCCCUCCGCCGCUUUUCGAUGCCACUUCUAGCCGUUCUUCAGGGGCUAACACACAUGGAAAUCCCGUUACCCCUCCCUCACGCAACGGUGAACCCACCCGUAUCUCGCACCUCAUCAACAGUGAGCCAAAGCAGCCUGAGGCAUCGCCGCCGAACUUAAAACCGAACUUAAUGGUGGAUGAAGUCUUCAAUAGAGAGCUUCAUGAUGAACUUAGCACCAAGACGGGAGGAUUCUCAGUCGAGCAACUAGAACAGAUCAACACUGAGCUUAUGGACUGCCUAUGGGUCAACCGCAACGAGUGGAAUAGGCAAGAAGUUGCCAUAAUAUUGAGGGAUACCUUUCUCGAAACACUUGAUGAUAUAAAAUCAAGCCAGAACUACGUCGACACAACUCAGAAACUGGGCCGCCAAUGA
Trichophyton benhamiae CBS 112371 is the source of this 5190-nucleotide messenger RNA. RefSeq lists its product as uncharacterized. Lineage: Eukaryota; Fungi; Ascomycota; Eurotiomycetes; Onygenales; Arthrodermataceae. The coding region runs from base 1 to 5190 and encodes 1729 amino acids. The transcript is spliced from 2 exons. Gene Ontology annotation, biological process: positive regulation of transcription by RNA polymerase II. Gene Ontology annotation, molecular function: chromatin binding; histone binding; ATP hydrolysis activity. Gene Ontology annotation, cellular component: nucleus. The record is from RefSeq and is a predicted model, not a curated record.